CUACCUUGACCUCCUGCACUACAACGAUGAAGGCUCUUUGGCUGCUACCCUUCCUUGCUGGUCUCCUCACCACAGGAGAAGGCAUGAUCUAUGGCCGCUGUGAGCUGGCUCAGAGGCUCCAGCAGUUGGGCUUAGAUGGUUAUGCUGGCUAUAGCCUGGCCAACUGUAAGUCCAUUGGGCGACAUCUGGGUAUUGGCUAGGCAAGCAUUAUGAAAAGACAGAAUUUAUCUGAGUGGGGGGCAGCAGGGGGCAGCGGCGGCAGGUGGCUGUGCACUACAUCUGGGGAGAGUGCUUAAUCUUCUGGGUCUGACUGACUAGGUGUGUAGCUGUAAUUAUGAGAGGAAGGUGGCCUCCCUCCGCAUUUCUAUAGCUAAUUUGGAACAUGCCAUGCUGCAUCCUGCUAUAGGGCUGCUAUAGGACUUAGGUGGCUCUGUGGUCUAAACCACAGAGCCCUUUGGGCUUGCCAAUCAGAAGGUUGGGGGUUCAAAUCGCCACGAUUGGGUGAGCUCCCGUUGCUCUGUCCCAGCUUCUGCCAAUCUAGCAGUUCAAAAGCACACCAGUGCAAGUAGAUAAAUAGGUACUGCUCCAGCGGGAAGGUAAAUGUUGUUUCCGUGCGCUCUGGUUUCUGUCAUGGUGUCCCAUUGGGCAGAAGCGGUUUAGUCGUCCUGGCCACAUGACCCAGGAAGCUGUCUACAGACAAACGCCGGCUCCCUCAGCCUGAAAGCAAGAUGAGCGCCACACCCUAUAGUCACCUUUGACUGGGGUCCUUUACCUUUUUACCUUAUAGGGCUGCAGGAAUAGGGUGUACAUGAUGUGUGUGAAUGAAUGAAUCAGGGUGAAGAAUGUGGUUUGUGCAUCCACAUACAGAGAAGUGGAAGGGUGCAGCGUAGAGGUGGAUGUGAUGAAGCCAGGAACUCACUGGACAGCUGGAUUUUUUAUUUUUAUUUUUGAAUUUGCAUUUUAUUUAUUUGUUAACAUUCUUAUAUUACAUCGGUAAAUGUUGUCAUAUUACAUUACAGGACAUACUAUAAUAUAAUUUCCAACAUGUAUACAAAAAUUAUAUAAAAAUUUUAUAUACCUAGAAAGAAAAUGAAACAAAAAAAGAAAGAAAGAACAAAGAGGGAGGGGGGAAACAUUUCCCCCCCAAAAUCAUAUACAUACCAACACACUAGACUUCCUGUCUUUCCUGUUGUAUAUUCCUUUUUUACAAAUGAAUGUACUCUUAUUAUUGUAUGUUUCUUUACAUAUUAUCUAAUACAUUCCUAUAUCAAUAUGUGCUCUCAAUGUAUUUCUCAACUCAAUCUCACUCCAAUGUCAAUCAAAUGCUAGCAUAGAUAGCGAACCUUUACUGUAUUUUUGAACAUGUUUUAUAUCUAUCCCACUUUUCCGUAAAUUUUUGUUUUGAAUUGCCUCUCAGGGUAUUUGUUAACUGCGCCAUUUCAGCAAAUUCUUGUAGCUUAUAAUGCCAGUCUGUUAUUGUCAGAGGUUCUUGUUCCUUCCACCCCUUUGCCACCAAAGUCCGCAGCUCGGACUCGCUGGACAGUUGGAUAAGGCAGGAUUUCAAAACACGUGUGGGUGUGAAGAAUGGGGCAUCCUCCUCAGAAUCUGCGCACUUAGUUCUGACCGUAUCAUGCCUUCUGUCUCAGGGGUCUGCACAGCAUGUCAUGAGAGCAGCUACAAUACCCAGGCCAUACACUACGACUCUGACGGCAGUGCUGACUAUGGCAUCUUCCAGAUCAACAGCCGUUACUGGUGCCAGAGUUCCAGCGAGCCAAGUUCCAACAUAUGCGGAAUUCAAUGCUCUGGUGAGAAUCGGCUUCUCCUGGAGGGAGAUUUGCCUCUUUCAGAGAUGGAGAACCUUUGGCCCACCAGAUGUUGAUAGUCUACAAUUUCCACCAUCCCAGACCAUUGGUCUUGCUGGCCGGGGCUGAUGGAAGUUAGAUCCAAAUGACAUCUGGAGGGCCACAGGUUCCCCACCCCAAUCUAAAUUGUGAUGCACAGCACAUCAAUUGCUUCUGGGAGACAGAAAGGAUCAGUUGUCCUUCCUCACCCUGGAGCAUUCUGCUUCAGCUCUUUGCAGGUGUGGCAUUUGCACUCCCAAAGAGAAAAAGUCAGAUAGCUGUGGUUCAGCGGUCUAGGUUGAGCAGCUUAUUCAUAUGUUGAUGUAUCUGCUGGCUGGGAAAGCCCUAGCUUCCUACCUGAAAUGCAGCCCUCCUAGCCAGGAGAUUUCAAGUUCCACAUGUAGUCUGUUUGGACAUUAAAUUGUGUAGUCAGAUCAUAGAAGGUACAUUUAUUUGACUUGGAAUUAGUAAGUGUAUAGGGACUGUUCCCCAUUUUUUACCCUCUGGAUACAAAAGGCUAUUUCAAGCUGCAUGCUUGUGAUGGCCUGGGAAUCCGAUUCAGAGGCUAAACCGGAGGAAUCCCAGCCUGCACAGGAGUCCCCGCCUCCAGGGCCGGCUGAACUGGGGCAGGGCCUUGAUUCUGAAGUGCCUGCACCUGUGCCGGAUCCUCAGGAGCAGGCACCAGGUGAAUCCACUCUGGCUCUGGAGGUGGUUGAGGACUCAGUGCCUACAGGUGAGUCUCCCCCUGGGUCCAGUAACCCUUCAGCCUCUCCUGAACUGCAGAGGCUCAGGGCAGAGAGGCGAAGGGAACUGGUUUCUCCCAGGAGGAGUGCUCGCCUUAAGGCCAGGAGAGGCGGGUCUCCUGGGGGCCGGGACCGCCCCUGGCCUCAGAGAAGAUAAAGGCCAGUCAGCCCGGUCCCAGGUUGCGGGAGCAACGUCGUUGAUGAGCUGUUUUGGCCAGCAUCCAGUCCUGUUCCCCCAGAGUUCCUGUCCUUGCCCAGCUUCUCGCUGUGGACCCUGCUUUGCCCGAGGAGGACUGUCUGGCGACCCUCAACUCAGGUCCUGGACCUCGCCCCACGGUAACCUCCCCCCUGGACCAGCACAAUGCUAAUGGACAGAGGGUCAGUCUAGGACAACUAGUUGUUGUUUUUUUGCAAAAUAGACAGAAAUUCCACAUAGAGCAGCCAUGGCCAAACUUGGCCCUCCAGAUGUUUUGGGACUACAACUUCCAUCAUCCCUAGCUAAUAGGACCAGUGGUCAGGGAUGGUGGGAACUGUAGUCCCAAAACAUCUGGAGGGCCAAGUUUGGCCAUGCCUGACGUAGAGCUUCAUCCCACCAUCACAGCUUUCCCAUCCUGGAGGAAGCUACACCUGUUGUAUUUCUGACCGCCUCAUAAGAGCCAUGCCAGGUGGGAGGGGAGAAAAGGUUGCAACUAUGGGAGAGUCAGGUGAUAUUGUCCGGCCCUUUUUACAUCUCUUUUGUCCCUUCAAAACUGCACCAGGCCUAUAACAUCCCAACAGGGCCCCUUCAUGCCAGCGGUGGAGCUGGCCGCUCGGGCGCCUGGAAUGGUGCACAUGUCGUGCACCCGGGGGCAGAGCGAUCCGCCAAGGGGGUGGGGCAAUCCACCUGGGGGCAAUCGCGCAGUCCGCCCAGGGGGGAUUUUGUCACCCCCACUCUGGGAUGACAUCUGGGGUAGGCUGCCCCCCUACACCCCUGCUUCAUGCUCCUAUUGCAUCUGCUUUCCUUCCAGAACUGCUGACGGACAACAUCGCCGUAGACGUGGCUUGUGCUAAGGUUGUCGUUGACAAUUCACCCAAUGGACUGGGUGCCUGGUAAGAAGCCCGUGAACUGUUGGGAGAAGGGUCUUCCCUUGUGAGAGGUGGAGGGACACCCUAAACACCACAAUCACUGCAGAAGCACCAGUUCCCUCUGAGCUGGGGAAUAUGAGGGUGCCACAAUUAUGUUAGAAAUGCUCCUGUUUGAUUUGAAAAUGGAAGCGACGGUUGAGUUGAGGUGUGUCCACUUGAGACAGUCAUUGCAAAUGUGCAGAUGAACAGAAUAGAAGUUGAACAGAAGUCUUGGGUGGGGGGGUUGAAUGUACAGGGAAACAAAUCAGGUAACAAGCCUUGGAUGAAGACAUCCCCAACCUGCCCCACCCCCACCCCCAGGUCUGUACAGCAGUGUAAAAAUGUGAGUUGGGAGACAGCAGGGGAACGACAUCACUCUGUUUCAAGCCACUAAUGUGCACACAGUCUAAGUUGCCAUGCCUAUGAAAUGUGCUGCAUUUCAGUUUUUCAAGGGGGGCCCAUGGCAAUCUGUUAGAUCAGGGGUAGUCAACCUUUUUAUACCUACUGCCCGCUAAUGCAUCUUUCUUGAUGGUAAAAUUUCCUUACCACCCACCAGUGCUCGAUGGAAGGAGGAUUCAGCUUGUGCCGUAGAACCCCCUACCGCCCACCUAGAAUCCUGAAAAGCCCACUAGUGGGCAGUAGGGACCAGGUUGACAACCCCUGUGUUAGAUGAUAUCAAUUAAUAUAUGUUCUUUAACACAUCUAUUUUAGUUAAGAAAGUUUUGCAUAGGGAAACAAGUCAAGUGAUAAAACAAAAGCAUUGUGCACACUCAUGUUUUCUCUGUAUCCAGAGUAUUCCCACCACUGGUUUGUGAAACAGUGUGCACACAACUGUAGCCACAAACUAUGUCGAUCCAGUUGUGAUAUAACUGUGUUUUGAUGCAUUUUCCCCUCACCCCCAGCCAGCUUCAAUCCAAAUGGAGAAAACGGACAACCUAGCUGUGUUUGAAGCUGAUAAAAUGCACGCACAGUUUAUUUUUCAUAUCUGUUCAUUUCCCCCUCCAGGGUGGCAUGGAGAUUACAUUGCCAAGGUCAGGACCUGUCUCAAUAUGUUGCAGGGUGCGACUUGUAGAAAAAACACAAUAUCCUGGGGUCAGCAGGGAUGCUAGAAAACUGACUCCAGCCUCAGUUAUGUCUCAGCCUGUCAAGAAAUUGUUCUAACUCAGUCGCAGAAAUAAAUGCAUUAAAAAACACUGGAGACC
Podarcis lilfordi (Lilford's wall lizard) is the source of this 4890-nucleotide messenger RNA. NCBI's taxonomy places the organism in Eukaryota, Metazoa, Chordata, Lepidosauria, Squamata, Lacertidae. The record is from the annotation of a GenBank genome assembly.